Phytomonas sp. Hart1 is the source of this 1839-nucleotide messenger RNA. NCBI's taxonomy places the organism in Eukaryota, Euglenozoa, Kinetoplastea, Trypanosomatida, Trypanosomatidae. The record is from the annotation of a GenBank genome assembly.
AUGCCGCGUCACAAUUCAAGGGGGGUGGACGAUGAACUGGCGAAUAUGGGAAAUACCGUGUCCACGGACAGCCAUGAGAUCCCCGAAGGCAUCAUAGCGGACCCCCCGACUUUCCCAGGCUCUGAGUUGAAUACCACCCUUCAACCGAGUCAUACGAACUCAAAUGCAAAUAUGCAGCGACAGUUAAUCAAUCGUAAUCAAUUAACCACCACCACGGCGGCGCGUUCUCCCGAGCGCCAAACCAAUAGCCCCUAUCAAGACUCUAGAAUACGACACGAGGAAAACAUAUCGGUUGCGGAGCUUCUUCACAAGACGUUGGUUUACCUUGACAGGCCGAUGGAGAACUUACCACCACUAACGUUACCGGAACUCAAACUGAUCGGCCGCCGCGUGUGCUUUAAUUCUGAAACAAAGAUCGGACAGGAGUUCGUUAUGAUGAAGUAUGUUGGCCUCGUAGGGACCAUCAAUAAGGAUACUGUCAUGUUAAUCCACGUUUUUCGCUUUAAGGGAAGUGAAAACGGGGCGUAUGUGAUGGACCCCGACAAGGUUCUGAGCGAAAUCAAAGAAAAGCACAGCCUUGGUGCGGGGUUGACAUCGGAGGGAGUGGAAACAUUUACCUGGGUGUCUGAGCCGAUGUCAACGGCCACUGCGAGUUUAACUUCGAUUAAGACGGCGGCACCUGACCCGCCGGAUCCACAGCUCCCACAACUUGGAGGCAUGGUAGAAUAUAACAGCAUCGUCAGCAGCAGUGAAAGGCGUCUGUACAGUAAGGUGUUUGCGAAGCCUUUAGCCAUGGGUCCGAUUCCUUUUAUGACCUUCUCGCGAUCUAGCAUCAACAACGUCUGCUUCGCACACGACUCACCGAAUAGCUUUUUUACACUUUUUAGAGAUCCAAAACGAAAAAAUUUUGACAUGCAGUGCUUGCGGAUGUUCUGCCGGCGGUAUGUAGUACACACAGUGCAGAACAACAACCCACAGCGCAUCCCGCUGCGGGAUUUUAUCGCUUGCCGCUGCAGCUGCCCGAAUAUCGACGACGGACUGCUCACCAAGGUCGCCAAAGAAGAAAUCGAGCAUCUCGUGAACAUCGAACGCGCGGUGAAGCGGGCGAAGAAAAAGACCAUCACCAUUAAUCGAAACGCGCUGCGCGAGUAUGUCCCGCCCUCUGGGGUUUUUAGCCGAACUGGCAUCCUUUACCUUACCCAUAUUCCUCAACAAACCUUUAUGAUUGGCUUGAUAGUGGCCGCCUUUAGCUUAUUGCUCAUGAUUUUUUACACGUUUACGUUGUGUUUUUGCACACCAUUUAUUAUUGCUCCGUAUAUCAGGAUGAUUAGGCCGUAUAUUUAUGUCGGUGGUUCUAUAUGUCUUGCAGCAGGUGUGUUUAGCCUAACGCAUUCUUUUUUUAUGUCAAUUUUCCAUCAGAACAAUCUAAAGCUUUCAACAAUUCGAUUUCUGUUUGGUGCAUUCAGUAUAGGUGCAUGCUUUAUGAUGGUUGUGGUGGUUGUCCAGUAUUUGCAGCAGGGCAACUUUUCUAAAUUUAUUCGUUAUAAUAUUAUUCAAAACGAGCUUGAUGAAUACUAUAAAUUGAAAAAGUGCAGAGGGUAUAAUUAUCCCUGUAUACAUGAUUUCUGGAAUUCCAUUGAUUUCGAAUGGUAUUGCCAUGGAGGAUUCAGUAACGAAACUCCGUGUAGAAAGUACCUCGAACAUGAAUACUACUUAAUUUUAAAUCCAAUGUUAUGCACUGUUAUGCUUUUGUUAGUAUUUUUGUGUUUUGAGCAAUUCAUGCAUUUCAAGCUCAUAUACAUUUCUCGAAUGAUACUUUCCCACUACGCUUUAACUUAG